ACACUCUUUAAGAGUCAUAUAUCCAAUACCAUUAACACCACAACAAUCGUAUACACUUGUGAGGUUUUUUCCCCCCGGACAAACUUGCCUAAACACUCUUCAAUUCCUUCUCCAAAUAACACUCGGUGUGCGCGCGCUUGGAAAAACUCUUGUGCGUGAAAAACUCUUGCUCUAGACCCCAGCAAAAGACAGGGUUUUUCUGUCGCCCGAUCAAAACAAAAAGAGCCCCCCACAAUAAGGCCAAGGAUUGAAUCAUCGCAAGAUCUCCUGAAUGGAUGCAGUUUCGGGAUUUUCAGUGGCUUAAUUAAAUGACAAAGUUAACCAGUUGCAAAGACAAAUACAAAAUGAUGAAUCUGGGACUGUUCCUGGCAACAUGGACACUCAUCUGCACAUGUUCAGCAUCACCAGACAUACACCUGCAAAUGUCCCCAGAGCAGCUGCACACGAUAUUCCACGUGGACAGCGCGGACAACGUGCCAAACUACGAACUGGUGGAGCUCACGCAUCACACGCCGUCCGUCCAUCACGUGCGGCGGCGUCACGUGGACGCCGGCGGGCCGAAUCAGCUGCCGCACCACGUGAAGAAGGACCUAAGCAAGACGUCCUUCCUGGGCGCCAAGGCGUCAGGCAAGCGUAGUGAUAGUGAAGAUAGGAACAGUGUUAGUAAUGAAAUUCCCGGUGUCGUUAAGUUAAGUGACGUGAAAGAGCACAAAGUGUCGUUCACUGCCUUCGGUGAGGAUGUGAAGCUUCAGCUGAAGCCCACGGAGGGCCUGUUCAAGGAUGGGCCGCAAUCCUUGCGGAUGUGGUCCGUCAAGUCCGACCCGAAUGCCACACAAGGUCUCAACUAUGAAGAAAUUACACAGGACGAGGUGCCACAGGAGGAAGUUGGUCACGUUUUCCAGGAUGAAAGCAACAUGGCAGCUAUUCUCAUGCGGAGACAAUUGGAGACCGGAGAUCUUAUAAUGGAGGGAAGUAUUGGUCAUGAACUGGUAAUUCGUCCACUGCCAGCGGAAUUUGCAUCUCCACAGAAUAGUUCAAGUGUUCAACACGUUGUCUACAAAAGAUAUUCUGAUCCUAUGGAUCAAUUGAGUGAUUUCGCGUAUAUGGAGCCUGAUCGGUUGCAGAAGCGCUUCAGACGAGGAGACUAUCUGAACUUCACGCGGUCAGGACGCGCCAAAAGGGCUGUGCCACACAUAAUUUAUCCUGAGAUUCUCGUCAUUGUCGAUCACGAUGGUUAUCGGUUACAUGGCGGAGACAACGUCCAAGUAAAGCGGUAUUUUGUGUCAUUCUGGAAUGGUGUUGACUUGCGUUAUCGCCUACUGAAGGGGCCGCGCAUUCGGAUCAGCAUUGCUGGCAUUAUUAUUUCAAGGGGACGCGAUGCCACGCCAUAUUUAGAGAGGAAUCGUGUUGGACGUGACGCCAUCGAUUCUGCGGCAGCGCUUACGGACAUGGGAAAGUAUCUGUUCCGGGAACGGCGACUACCAGUUUACGACAUCGCCGUGGCGAUCACAAAACUUGAUAUGUGCAGAAGGCAAUACGCGAAUGACGUAUGCAAUCGCGGUACAGCAGGUUUCGCGUACGUCGGCGGUGCUUGUGUAGUCAACAAGAGAUUGGAGAAGGUGAACAGCGUGGCGAUCAUCGAAGACACGGGUGGCUUCAGUGGCAUCAUCGUGGCGGCCCAUGAAGUCGGACAUCUGCUUGGCGCCGUGCACGACGGCUCGCCGCCGCCCAGCUACUUGGGCGGUCCCGGAGCGGAGAAAUGCCGCUGGGAGGACGGCUACAUCAUGUCCGAUCUGCGACACACGGAGCGCGGCUUCAGGUGGUCGCCGUGCAGCAUCCAGAGCUUUCAUCACUUCCUCAACGGCGACACUGCCAGUUGCCUCCACAAUGCUCCGCAUGAAGACGAGGCGCUGGGACGAGCACUGCCCGGAACGCUGCUCUCGCUCGACGCCCAGUGCAGGAGAGAUCGAGGAACGUCGGCGUGCUUUAAGGACGAGCGAGUGUGCGCUCAACUCUUCUGCUUCGACGCCGCGAGCGGCUAUUGCGUAGCCUACAGGCCGGCGGCCGAAGGCUCCUCGUGUGGCGACGGAUUGCAUUGCCUGGACGGAAGAUGUGUGCCGGAGAACGAGAACAUCAUUCCCGACUACUCACAACACACCCCUAGCUAUGUUAGUCCGAAUGCAUAUAAUUCUCAGCUUAGUGGACGUAUUUAAUCGAUGAGCAAUGCCAUUACAACGACAACGAAUGGGAAGUUAGAGAAUAGUGUGAAGUGCAGACAUUUCUGUCAACAAUUUAACAACAACAACAAAAAAGGAACAACAUUCAGCAGAAAGUAUUUUUUUAUAAGAUUCGUAGCUGUAAACUUAGGCGUACCAUGAGAACCACCAAGAAGAGCGUGGGGAACCUUUUUAUAUACCUUCUUAUAAAUGUAAAAUGUUAGUGUGAGAGCGAGAGUGCUUAAAUGUUUACUUGUUAAGUAAGAAAAAUUGUGAUAGACGGUUCAAUUUACAAUGAUAAAGUGCGAAAGAAGAAACAAAAAAAACAACAACAAAAACACACUUUUUUUGUACUUGAAAAUGGUGAAAAAGCAUCAAAAAUAGAGAAUUUACAAGAGAUUUUCGCUAGAAUUUACCCUCGGGCAAUGAUUCUCAAGCAAAUGAUCUGUUUCUCAAAUUUGAUAUUUGACGCCAAGGGGGAGAUAAUGUGACCAAACUUGUGCAUCAAUUCCAUCAUAUAAAAAAAAAUAACGAAAUUCAUAAACCAGAAAAUAGAAUUUAAAUCUUAUUUAGCAGCUUUGCAUGCAGAAAAAUGCAAAUUAUCUCCCUGAAAAUCUUCAUUUCAUCUUGAUUUCGGUGGCGAACAGCGUGAGACAUUCCCACGGAUUUACGAUGGACAGUCACAUGUGUCAUAAGACCAGCAAUUGCAUAUAAAUUGACAGUCAUUAGACUGUCUGCUUUGUCACC
This is a messenger RNA of Phlebotomus argentipes, 2963 nucleotides long. RefSeq names its product A disintegrin and metalloproteinase with thrombospondin motifs like. The record is from RefSeq and is a predicted model, not a curated record. The transcript is spliced from 14 exons. Gene Ontology annotation, biological process: proteolysis. Gene Ontology annotation, molecular function: metalloendopeptidase activity. NCBI's taxonomy places the organism in Eukaryota, Metazoa, Arthropoda, Insecta, Diptera, Psychodidae. The coding region runs from base 309 to 2213 and encodes 634 amino acids.